UCGUUUUAAUAUUAAUAUUGCUGAUUAUGUAUGAAGGUUGGGAAGACCAUGAAGAACAAAGACACAGAUUAUGCUGUAGAGAGUGUACAUGAUAUAGUCCAUGUGAUUCCAGAGAUAUGGGUAAAUGGAUCAGACGGUGGUGACCAAGGGAUUAGCAGAACAAGAAGUGAACUAGGUGCAAUUCUUUCGACCACAACUCCUGUAGGGGCUUGAUAAAUAUCUGCUAUAUAUCUUCAUCUGGGACCCUUGAAUUAUUUUGCAGGGGUCCCCCUGUACGUGUCAUGUUAAUCACGUGGGUGUAACUGUAUUGAAAUGUGCAUAAUGCUUUUGUACAUGAACUGGGUAUGAACUUGGCCUGCCUUUACUGUAUUAAUAUAAAUAAAUAAAUUUUAUUUGC
This is a messenger RNA of Rubroshorea leprosula, 397 nucleotides long. Lineage: Eukaryota; Viridiplantae; Streptophyta; Magnoliopsida; Malvales; Dipterocarpaceae. The record is from the annotation of a GenBank genome assembly.